Messenger RNA from Nezara viridula (southern green stink bug), 5517 nucleotides. Lineage: Eukaryota; Metazoa; Arthropoda; Insecta; Hemiptera; Pentatomidae. The record is from the annotation of a GenBank genome assembly.
GUACAUUGAAAGAUAUGAAUCAAAAUUUUAAAGACGAUUUUCUUUUCUGAUAAAUUUUAAAGAUUAAUCAUUGAAAAUAGUUAACUAAAUGUCGCAAUUAAUUAUUCAACCUACUUAUUAUUAACCUGAAUGUUAGCAAACAUGUGUUUCUAGCUUCUAUGUCAAAUCCUAGCUCCCUAUACAUUUUUAAACAGUUGUUAACAUUUAAGAAUAUAUAUCCACAACAAUGACCUACUAAAUCUUUUGUACGAAAACUCUUUGAAACGGACAAGAAGAUGGAAAAACAGUUUUUUUAUGGCCAAGAUGUCAGAUUUUUAAUUAGAUGACUUUACGCUGUACAGUAUAGGUUAUGUUGUUUUUAUUAAAUAUAUUAUUUAACGUAAUGCGAAGUAAUCUAUAACCUGUGUGUAGAAAUGAAUGCAACCAUGAAUCUUCAUCAAUCUUUGCCGAGUUCUUGCUAUUUAAAUACUAGUGAAAAUUCCACUGUAUCAAAGUCCAAUCUGAAAUCGAUAUCUCCCAAAUUACAAAAGAGGAAACAGAGAUUGCAUUUGGGUGCUAAAAAAGUCGACCCAGCAUUGUUUUUGAUGAUGGAAAAAGAAAAUGAAAAGAAAGUGUUUACUAACUCGGUGACCGAUCGACCGCGUGUUGAUAAGAUAAAAACUUAUUCGAAGUCAGUUUCAACAGAAGAUGACGAGGAAGAAGAGGAUGUCUCGAAAGAUGCCUUGGAUACGCAGAAAUCAUUAAAAAUUCAGAGUAGAUCAGAUAAUAGGCAAAUGGCAAAGCACAAUAUUCCUGUUGUGACACACAGUACAAGCAACAACGAUAGUCCUGCAAAGGCGGAUGAUGAGAACACAUUAAAACAACACAUUGGCGUUUAUCAUCAGGAAUAUAAAGAGGCGGAACCUAUAAAACCGGAAUUCAGUCCAUGCAGUAACGAUGAAGCCCAAAAAAAGUUCGGAUCAGCUAAAUCUAUUUCAUCCGAAAGGUAUUUCAACGAUAUGAGCGGUUCGAAAUACAAAUCGGACUUGUCAAGGUUUACCAACUGCUCUUCCAUUUCCUCGGAUGACCUCUUUAAUCGGACAGCUUAUGAGCCUAACUUACAGGACUUAUUUUUUUCAUCACUCGACAGCAUUUCAUACGAAGAACUAGCAGCCAGCUUGAAGAAUGGAGUUGCCAAAGUGGCCGGAAAACUGGGUUCUGCUUUAAAGAGCUUUGCUUCACGUUUGCCGCAUGAGUUCGGAGAGUACUGAUUUAUUCCGAAAAUGAUCUAAAAUUUCACUAAAACGGUAUUACACAAUAUAAAAUUAUUCUACAGAAGAAUUAGUGAUGCUUUACUUACUUGUUGUAAAGAAUGAUGUCAGGUUUCCAUACAGUCAGGUAAGGAAGGCGUAUCACUUCUAUCCCCUCAAACUCUGAAAUAUUCCACUUGAGGUGGUGGUCUGUCCAAAUCUGAGUUAACCAGCAGUUGGUGGUCAGGAUUUGAUUCUUUUCAUCCUGCGCACAAAGUAAAUUAUUAGAAAUAUAUUCAAUAAAUAUUUCUCUAGCCUCCAUGAAUAAGUGGCUAACUCGUUUUAUUAAAAUAAAUUAAAAACAAGUUUUUAUUCGGUGAAGGUAGUAGUAGUUGGAUAUCCUGUUCAAAUGGCUAAGUCGGGAACAAAAGUAGUUGAGAACAUUAUCAAGUUUAUUCCCCAAACUAACACUUCUUCGUCUGUAAUCAAACUUUCAAACUCAUCCCAUAAAGAGUUUGAAAGUUUUUAGUUAAACACAAAUUCAUGGAGGGCUAUAACUAUGUAAUAAUGAGCUUUAAUAACCUAAAAAUAAUUUCAUUGCUGUCCUCCUUUCUUAUAUCAAAGAUAAAGAAUAGUUUAAUCGAUGACCCACAUAAGAACAAACUGUAAAUAAAUUAUAUGUGUUUUCUUUUUUAAUAAAUCAUUUCAUUGUCGCUGAAGUCAAUAGUAUCUACAAUAAAUAAUAGUUUAGUAUGUACAGUAAAUACUUAAAUGGGAUGAAAGUAUUGUGUUUGAAUGAAUGUCAUUGAUUUACAAAUUAUUUUUGAAAUGCCUGCGGUAGGAGAAUUACCUGACCAGGUCGAAUCGUCGGCAAUUAAGUGAAACCGCAGGAUAAGUGGGUAUUUUUAGCUAUAUCAUAUAUUUGUGAGGAGUACGUCCAUAUAGGUUUAGCUAAGCAUAGGUAUGUAUUUAGUUUCUGUCUCAGUUCUUUCUAGUUUUGAAGAUUUGAAAAAGUGAAUGAAGUAGUGGGAGUCGUCUGUUGAGAAUCUUCCGUUUCAUUUUGACUUGUGGGCCCCAUGUCAUCCUUCUGUCUAAGGUAAGACCAAAGUAGUGUACCAUGUCCGUCUGAGGUAUUUGGUUGUUUUCGAUAUAAAUUGGAGGGCAGGUAUUUCUUCGAAGUGUAAAUGUAAUGUGUUUGAUUUAUCGUGCUUUAGUCGAAUUUUCAUGGUUUGUACCAGUGUUGUAAUUUAUUUAAAUGAUGUUGUGUACGGUCAUGAUGCUUUGUGGGAAUUGCUGUAUUGAAGCUGUAAGUACCAUAAGUUAACAAAAGAAACUGCAUCAAACAAUCCUUUGUUCCCGUUUAGAAUUAAUUUAAAACAUCAAUUCAAUAAUUACCUCGUCUAAGGUUUGUGUAAUCUUCUUAUUUUUUUAAUAAAAAGUAAAUAAGUAAAUUUAAUUUAUUAAUUUUUUAUAAUUAUUAUUUAAGUCGUGAAAUAAGUAUUUACAAAACACGGGCUAUCAUCAGCGACCUUGGAUUAAAUCUGCCACGUGGAGUUAAAGUUAUGCUAUUUGUCGACGAUUUUGAAAAAGUCUGAAGAAGGAAUCAUAAAAAAUUUCACUUAGCACUCCCCACCCCCUUUUUUCCCUCCUUUUACCUAACGAGCUAACUUUAAGGAACUAAACUUUAAUAACCGUAAACAACUCUAAUCUUAAUAUGCAUUUUAAAUCUUUUUAAUUGUAUCCAAUUCCUGUUAUUCACAACUAGAAGAUAUAAUUGUAUAUAAUUUUGAUUAACGGCGUUUAUGACAAACAUAUUUUACGUCUUUAAAAUACAACAACCAAUCAACCAACACGAGGCGAUAAGAUUGCAGUAAAAAAGUAGAGAGAAAAACAUAGAGUCAAAUAAACGGUGUUUUCAUAUGUUAAUAGAAUAUCUCGAUAGAACCGAACUGUGUAAGUAUGUAAGACAUAUUAAUUCCUGUUGUGGGCGGGGUGGCCGAAUGGGCUAACGCGUUGUGCACAGCUCCACCGUUUCCCGGAAACCUGAUAUAUGAAAAAUGAUAUAAAAAUAGUCAUGAGUGCCAAGACGUCUUUUAAAUCCUCACCCACACUCUCUGGCCCGGGAAAACCUCGUAUAGUCUUAACGGCGAGGAAGGGGAGGACCGCAAAAAAAAAAAAAAAAAAUAAAUAAAAAAUAAGCAUACCACCAUUCUUUUCUUUUCGGUGGUGAUUAAAAUAGAGUAAUAUUCUACGUAUGUUUCAUUAUUUAUAUCACUAUUACUUAAUGUUAAAAACUUAUCGGAAAUAUUAUCAGGAACGAAAUGAAAUGUACUAGAAUUAUUAAUAAACUGAAAAAAGGCCAAUUUGGCCGCAGAAAUAAACCAAACGAAAAAUAUAUUUUCGUUAUUCGUUCGUUCGUUCGCCAAACGAAUAAUAUAUUUUGAAAGAUGAUGGCGUUAAUAGAUUUCGGUAAUGACUGGAAUUAAAGAUUAAAGUUCUUAUCGCAAUGAAUAAGUUUAAAGAAGAUUAUAAGUUUGUAAAAUAGCGUUCUCCUUCAGCAUGACGGGAUAAAGAAGUCCAAAUAGCCGAUGAAAUAUUGAAAUGGUAUAAAGCAGGUCUGAAUCGACUAUAGUGAAUUAUUCAAGACAUACUGAAUAGCAAGGAUUUAUAAAAUCCAUCUUUUUAUUAAAGCAAAUCUUGGAAAAGAGAAAUAAAAAUGGGCGAACAAUAGAAAGAAUAUUUCACUAUAAAUCUGAUCCACAUUGAAAAAAAUAGACUAAACUAAACUUAAGUUAUAACCUUCAUUUCAACACUUUAUAUUGAUUUUAGGAAGCCUAUUCACGAAAUAAGUCAAGGAAAUUAUUCUACACAAACAAAUUUGACAAACUAUUCACAAAAAGAAACAAUUUAGAAUAUAAAAUGAAAUGAAAAUAUAUUUUAUUAUUCUGGGACUGUUGUCCCUUUAGACCAAAUUAUAAGUGCAGAAUGCAUGUCUGUAUGGUCGUAAAUUAAAUAUUUACAAUAAUAGUUAAUUAAAAGUAAAAAUACAGAAGAGAGAGAGAAAAAUACAAGAAAAGCGUACAUAUAUAUGAGACAAACAAAGGAAACUAAUAUAGCAUGAAUAAACAAAAAUAGUUCUCUCAGAUAUAUUUUGUAAUCAGACGGAUUGAGAUAGGAAUAGGUGUUUAAAGAGGAAACUGAUUGUGCAUGUCGAAUAUCAGCUGGGAUGGAAUUCCCUAGGGAGGUGGCUUGAAUUGCAAAGGAUUUGUCAAACGCAGCAGUUCGGUGAGGAGUAGGAUAGAGAUCGGAGGUACGAGAUCUAGUGGGACGGGAUUGGAUGGAGUAUUUAAAUUGUAAGCUGUGAAAAAUAUAGGAGGUUCGAUGAAUUCUAAUGAUCUGGUACAGAAAGGUGAUAUAUGAAUAUUUUACUACGAAAUAUGAAUGCAUAUUUUACCUGCUUUAGAUAUAUAUGAAAAUUAGUUCAUUUGAGAAAUUAUUUUGGACUGCAAAAGAUGGAGUAAUAUUGAUUUUCGGGUAUGUAGUAAGUAUACCCCUUUUUUUAGAAAUUAUUUUACUUCCCACCCCUUAAGAGUUUUCCACUACUUUAAAAACAUUAAGAAAAGUAAUAUUUUUAUUUUAGUUUUAAUCUGAUAAUCCAAAUCAGUGCAAAUUAUUCAUGUUAUGUAUAUAUAAAAAAUAUACAAAAUAUAAAAAUAUUUUUUAUAAUAUAUCAUUAUUGUAGAAUUAUAGAAAUAUUAUAAUUUUAUUGUUGAUAUUUUUAUUGAAAAAAACGAAACCAGGUGUAUAGUUUCCAUUUUACCGAUUAUUAUUUUUUUUUUUGGAAAAUUGUUAAACAAUUGGUAUCAUCAUGUAAAGUCAAACAAUGGUUGAAAACUUCGUAAAGGAAGGGCUCUGAGGACGUGGAAGCAGGCACAAGAGUCAAAGGCACUCCAAGAAAGAAGAACUUUAACGUUUUCUUUAUCAACAAGAAAGUUGAUUUGCCGGCUGCCUCACGUUUAUGUAAGAUCCCCUGUUUGCCUCGUGAGAGGCGGAGAUAUUUACACUGAGCCGGUUAACGAACGAGCCCGGUUUAUUCUCUUCAUAAUUCUCUCAGUAAUGUGUUAUCGAUUGCAAGCGACUAAUUACUUGAUUUACAAAUCCGUGAUCGGAAAACGUUCAAAAUCUUUAGUUUAUUUCACAGACAUAUCCAUAUAGAAGGUCGUCGAAGAGGGUAUAGUUUUUAUAAAAAUACAAUCUGAUAAUAAAUUUUAAAUUUUAUUUUAAUGAU